CUCAAGAAACGCAAAUAAGAUUUUGGUUGACUGAGUGCGGUCACGUAAUUUGUCAAUCGUGUCUUAAUAAGCACGGAGAUACCAGUCAAGAAAACUCUUCAACCACUACUGAACAUAUUUGUCCUGUGUGCAAUGCAAAAUGUGCUGCUGUUGAAUUGACUGAUCAACUUCCUCCAAACCUCAACAUGUUUUUUCGACCUGCCUACGAAAUAAUGGAUGAAACUGCGGACGUUUUGAGGUUUCAGCAAACAAAUACAUUUUCGUUAUUAAGAUUUUUGAAAGAUAAGGUGGCAAAGCAAAGGCAAUUACUUGACAAAGCGAAAGAUGAAUUACUUCAAUAUAAAGAUACGAAAAAUCAAUUACAAGCAAUCAAAAAAGAAAAUCAACGGUUAAAAGCCCAAAUACAAGAUAUUCGUACAAGUUUAGCUGCAAAUGAAACAACGGAAUCCCCAUCAAAGUUGAGUUCUGGAAAUAAUUUAGGAAUAAGGUUGUAUUCACCUAGUAUACGAACUCCACGAACUCCCCGAACUCCCC
Molecule: messenger RNA, 534 nt
Organism: Dentiscutata erythropus
Lineage: Eukaryota; Fungi; Glomeromycota; Glomeromycetes; Diversisporales; Gigasporaceae
Source: the annotation of a GenBank genome assembly